GCCCUGUCAGGGAGAGGCUUGCUCCCAGUGGCUGUGGGGACAAUGGUGCUAGCUAUCUCCUGCAACAUGAAGCUGCUGUUGCUGUGUCUGGGGCUGAUUCUAGUCCAUGCCCACGAGGAAGAAAACGAUGUUGUGAAAGGAAACUUCGAUAUUUCAAAGAUUUCGGGAGAUUGGUAUUCCAUUCUCUUGGCCUCAGAUAUCAAGGAAAAGAUAGAAGAAAAUGGCAGCAUGAGGGUUUUUGUGAAAGACAUUGAAGUCCUGAGCAACUCUUCUCUGAUCUUUACAAUGCAUACAAAAGUGAAUGGGAAGUGUACUAAAAUUUCUCUGAUUUGUAACAAAACAGAAAAGGAUGGUGAAUAUGAUGUUGUGCAUGAUGGAUACAAUUUAUUUAGAAUAAUUGAAACAGCCUAUGAGGACUAUAUUAUAUUUCAUCUUAAUAAUGUCAACCAGGAACAGGAAUUCCAACUGAUGGAGCUCUAUGGCCGAAAACCAGAUGUGAGUCCAAAAGUCAAGGAAAAGUUUGUGAGAUAUUGCCAAGGAAUGGAAAUUCCUAAGGAAAACAUACUUGACCUGACCCAAGUUGAUCGCUGUCUCCAGGCCCGACAGAGCGAAGCAGCCCAGGUCUCCAGUGCUGAGUGAAUGCUUCCUCGUUUGGGCUCCAGGAUCUUCCCUUCCAUGGCCCCACGCCAUCCAGUAACAGUUCCUACCUGACUUCCAUCAUUAUCACUUAUGAAAACAUUAUCUCUGUCUGCAUCUUCAGGAUCUUUCCUAAUUGUCUAGGAAAACUCAUCAACCAACCAAGAAUGAAAGAUUUUCUACAAAUUUUUGAUUCUCCUUGUCAUAACACAGGAGAACCCCACCAUGAAUAAGAUUUUCCUCUACCUGGUCAAUAAAUGAUUAGCCCUGCA
Messenger RNA from Canis lupus familiaris (dog), 908 nucleotides. Its product is annotated as allergen Fel d 4-like. Gene Ontology annotation, molecular function: small molecule binding; odorant binding. Lineage: Eukaryota; Metazoa; Chordata; Mammalia; Carnivora; Canidae. Bases 67 to 639 code for a protein of 190 amino acids. The record is from RefSeq and is marked validated. The transcript has 7 exons.